Messenger RNA from Bombyx mandarina (wild silkworm), 4898 nucleotides. RefSeq names its product disheveled-associated activator of morphogenesis-like protein (gene DAAM). The record is from RefSeq and is a predicted model, not a curated record. Lineage: Eukaryota; Metazoa; Arthropoda; Insecta; Lepidoptera; Bombycidae. Gene Ontology annotation, biological process: actin cytoskeleton organization; positive regulation of actin filament polymerization. Gene Ontology annotation, molecular function: actin binding; small GTPase binding.
GGACGCGAUGCCUGGGUCGCUCAAACGUACGAUUCCGACGAAUUGACGAUUUUGGGCUGAAUACAACGAGGACGCAGUGCUUUAAAAAACAAAACAAAAAUUUUGACAGUUAAAAUUACGCGCGUUUUUUAAUCUGUGGACAGUGCUUUAAUGGUAUUUGUGGGAAAAGUGUGCAUAGUUUUUCGGACAAAUACUUCGGUUGUAAAAUGAUGAUUGAAAUCGAGUGAUAGAUGUAAAAUGUGAUAAAGUGAAUAAAUAGUUAAUUGAUAGCAACAAGACAGCAAAAUGUGCAGCAAGGAUCAGAUCAAUCACAUACUCGGGAAGAUCAAUGUGGGUCUGCCGUCGUGGUCCCGCGGUGUGGAGGCGGUGGAGGCGGCCCGGACGCGUCUGGUGCGUUGGGCAUGUGGCGACCCACCUAUCGAGCCUGACCCGCCAAGGAAGAAGAUGCCGCAUGCGCUAAGACGGAGGUGGCCGCUCUGUCCUUGUUUACAGAAUGACGAACCGCCCGAGAUCACGUACUGCGUGGUGGGCGGCGAGGGAGGUCUCGCCCUCCAAGCGGUCACCCCCACGCAUCCCAUGCCCCCGGAAGAUGAGCUGGACGCCAAGUUUGCGGAGCUGGUCGAGGAGUUGGACCUGACAGCAGUUAACAAGGCCGCGAUGAUGGCGCUACCGGCUGCCAAGAAAUGGCAGAUCUACUGCAGUCGUAGGCCGCCACCGGGCCAGGCGCCUCCACUGGCCACCGCACCACAAGUCGAGGAGUACAUCAAGGCUCUUAACGAGAUCGCUGAUGCAUUUGCGUCGUCUGAAGGCGUCCCCCCGACGGAAUCCUGCGGCCUACUCGAGGGCCUGAAGACAGCGCUCAGGACGAGGGCUCACAGCUUCGUCCUCCGGUUUAUCAAGCAAGGAGGACUCGGUGCCAUAUUGGACGCGUUGCAGAAGGCGCCCAGGGACGAUGCUGUCACGAGACAUAACCUUAUAGCUGCCAUAAAAGCCUUGAUGAAUAAUUCGACUGGUCGUGCUCAUGUAUUAGCUCAUCCCACGAGCAUCGAUCUGAUCGCUCAGUCCUUGGACACGGAGAACGUGAAGACGAAAGUCGCAGCACUUGAGAUACUCGGCGCUGUAUGUCUUGUCCCCGGGGGACAUAAAAAGGUGCUAGAAGCGAUGGUCAACUUCCAAAAGUAUUCCGGCGAGAGGGCCCGCUUCCAGAGCAUCGUCAACGAGCUGGACCGCAGCACCGGCGCCUACAGGGACGACCUCGGCCUGAAAACGGCCAUCAUGUCGCUCGUCAACGCCGUGCUCAACUACGGGCCCGGCGAGGAGAGCCUCGAGUUCAGGCUCCAUCUGAGAUACGAGCUGCUCAUGCUGGGGCUUCAACCAGUGAUCGAAAAACUCCGCAAAUACGAAAACGAGACGCUGGACCGGCACAUCGAGUUCUUCGAGAUGGUCCGCGGCGAGGACGAGCGCGAGCUGGCGCGGCGCUUCGACCGCGAGCACGUGGACACCAAGAGCGCCUCCGCCAUGUUCGAGCUGCUGCGCCGCAAGCUGGGCCACUCCGCCGCCUACCCGCACCUGCUGUCCCUGCUGCAACACCUGCUGCUGCUGCCGCUGGAGUACGGCCCGCAGUCCCAGCACUGGCUGUUGCUGGACCGUGUGGUGCAGCAGGUGGUGCUGCAGCAGCCGGCGGCGGGGGCGCGCGCCGACAGCGAGCAGGGCAGCGAGGGCGGCAGCACCAGCGACCAGACCAGGAUAUACGAUCCGGACGUGGCUCCCCUCGAGAUAAACGUCGGCGAGAUAGUGCAUUUGCUCGCCAAGGAGGAAGAGCUCGUCGCCGCCAGGACCAAGGCCGAGAAUCUGGAACGGGAGAACAUCGACCUGGCCACAGAGCUGGCUAAGAAGGAGAAGCAGCUGGACGAGCGCGCGCAGGAGCGCGAGGAGCUGGAGGGCGCCGCGGCGCGCCUGCGGGACCGCCUGGAGCGCGAGACGGCCGCGCACAUGCACUGCGCCGACCUGGCGCGCGCCGCCGCCGCACGCGCGCAGCUGCUCGACUGCCAGUUGACCCAAGAGAGAACCGAGAGAGCGAGAUUUGAAAAACUAGUCAGCGAGGGAAGCAUACCUGAUGAUGCUAAGGUGAACAAUCUGAAGAACGCGGUGAUCGAAACGUCAUCGGUACCUCCCCCUCCUCCGCCGCCGUCAAUGUUCCCCGCGCCCCCCGCCGUGCCGGCUCCUCCCCCCGCGCCGCUCGCGCCUCUCGCCCCCCUGGCGCCGCUCGCCCCCGCCCCUCCCAAGCCCAAGAAGAACGUCCCCACUCCCGGGAACCCGCUCAAGAGCUUCAACUGGAGUAAAUUACCUGAUACCAAGCUGCACGGCACGAUAUGGCAGGAGCUGGACGACACGAAGCUGUACAACGCGAUGGAUCUGCACACCAUCGACAAGAUGUUCUGUGCCUACCAGAAGAAUGGCGUCCAGAACGAGGGGUCCGUCGAGGACCUCCGCCAGCUCGGGUCGAAGCCCAGGACGAAGAUACUGUCCGUGAUAGACGGCCGCCGCGCCCAGAACUGCACCAUCCUGCUGUCCAAACUUAAAAUGACCGAUGAGGAGAUUUGCAGAGCGAUCCUCAAAAUGGACAGCGGCGAACAACUGCCCAUCGAUAUGUUGGAGCAACUCCUGAAGUUCACGCCGAGCGCCGAGGAGGCCGCCAUGCUAGAAGAGCACCAAGAUGAACUGGACAGCAUGGCGAGGGCGGAUCGCUUCCUCUACGAGAUCUCCAAGAUCCCGCACUACUCGAUGCGGGUGCGCACGCUGCUGUUCAAGAAGCGGUUCGCGGCGGCGAGUGCGGAGGCGAGCGGGCGCGCCACCACCGUGCUGCGCGCCGCGCGGGACAUGACGCGCUCGCGCCGCCUGCGCGCGCUGCUCGAGCUGGUGCUGGCGCUCGGGAACUACAUGAACAGGGGAGCCCGCGGCAACGCGUCAGGGUUCCGGCUCUCGUCACUGAACAAACUCGCCGACACCAAGUCCAGUGUUACAAGAAACACCACGCUCCUGCAUUUCCUGGUCGAAAUGUUGGAGACACAGUUCAAAGACAUACUGCUGCUCGAGGAGGAUUUACCGCACGUCCGAGCCGCGGCUAAGGUUUGCGUGGAACAACUGGAGAAGGAUGUGGGUGCUUUGAGGAGUGGCCUCCGUGAAGUCGCGAAGGAGGUGGAGUACCACGCGUCGCUGCCCUCUCCGCAGCCCGGUGACGCCUUCCUACCAGUCAUGAGGGAGUUCCAUGCGCAUGCUGUUUGUACCUUCACACAACUGGAAGAUCUUUUCCAGGACAUGAAGAGUCGUCUCGAAGCAUGCGCCCACGCCUUCGGUGAAGAGACAAGUGCGUCCCCGGAGCAACUGUUCGGCGCCAUGGACGCGUUCCUCACGCAGCUCGCGGAGGCGCGCGCCGAGUGCGACGCCAUCAGGAGGCGCCGCGACGACGAGCAGCGCCGGACCAGGCACGAGCAAGAGUUGAAAAAGCGUACAAUGGAACGUAAGCAAUCAAACUCGCUAGGCUCGGUGAGCAAAUCCCUAGCGAAAUCCAACGGGGAUUGCAACGGACACUCCAACGAUAGCUCCCGGGACGGCACCAUGAGUAACGGACAAAAAGGAGAGUUCGAUGACCUUAUAUCCGCAUUACGAACAGGAGAUGUCUUCGGAGAUGACGUGGCCAAAUUCAAAAGAUCAAGAAAGACUUCCAAAGUCACUCAGAAGGGUCGCGACUCUCCUCCCAGGGGCGUGUGCAGGGAAGACUCUAGGGAGAGACAGAAGAAUUGAGAUUGACAGCAGUUAUUGAUGUGUCAAAGAACGUGAGUACGGCUCUAUGCGUGAACGUUGCUUGUAAGUACAGAAAUUUGUUACACCAACUUUUCUGUUACUAGAAUCGACCACAUGUUUGUCAAUAUUUCGAAAUACCCUCAAAUAAAUAAUUAGGCAUUAAACUGUAAGUUUUGAAAUAGUAUACAUGUACUUAUUCGUCGAUGCUAAUUAAAGUUUGGGAACGGAGAGCCGAUGACCGUCAUACGUCGGAAUAUCGAUUAGAAUGACUGCUUUAAAAUAAUCGAUUAGUAUAAUUGUAACAAGUGAUAUUUUCGAAGUAGAUUAGUUUGGACGGUGAUGGUGUGUACGUCACAAAAUAUUUAGAGAUUUAUACAGAAUAAAAGAUAGGACGUUUAAUGUGCUAAAUACCAAUUAAUUAGCGUGAUCGCUUAUAUAUUAAAUCGAUUAAUAAAUAAUCGAUAUUAAAUCGACUAAUAAAUAAUCGAUAUUAAAUCGAUUAAUAUAUAGCAGAGUUAAUUUAAUUGUUACACAAAUGUAUUAACUAUAGACGAUGGAAUAAUUUUAAACGAAGUCAGCAUUAACUAUUAAUUUAGACCUUAAAUUGCAGUGGAUAAGGACUGAUCUGUGAUUUCACAAAUUGUUUACCUUGUGUCUGUUUUUAAUUAUCACAGGUAUAUGUUUGCGGCUUGGUCUUAAUUAAUUAAUUUCAUAAUAAGUAGCGUUUUGCCUUUAAUACUUUGUAAUUUUUGUAUGCAUUUUACCACGUAUUUUAGUGGUGUUUUUUGGUACUAAAAUAAAGUAUUUUGAAGAGUAUUUUUUUUGUAAUAAUUUUUGCAAAAAUUGAAAUAAUUGUAGAUUGAGAUACAGUUUCAAUGUUUUGUAUUUUUUCGUAACGACUGAAGUAGUGAAAAGGCUGCAAAUAAAUGAUUCCGUAAACAAUUUUUUUUGAUAGUCUUAAUCUUACUAUAGAGCUAUAUGUGUUUGUAUUAUCUAUGUACGUAGUAUUUAGAUACUGUAUUUAAUGCGUUCGAUUUGACACCGUACCCGGUGUUGCCAACACACAAAAACAAACCUAACAUAUCCCCGUUAGG